AUCCGGUGUAUAAUAUUAUCCAACAUGGCAAGUGGUAAGGGUAACAAGAAAAAACAGGAAGACUCUGAUAAAUAUUCUGUGUUGUUACCGACCUACAACGAACGGGAAAACUUACCCUUAAUUGUGUGGUUGCUGGUAAAGUAUUUUGGCGAAAGUGGGUAUAACUAUGAGAUUAUAGUCAUUGACGAUGGAAGUCCUGAUGGUACGCUGCAGAUUGCGGAGCAGUUACAAAAGAUUUACGGACAUGAUAAGAUUGUCCUGCGACCCAGACCAAAGAAGUUAGGAUUAGGCACAGCUUACAUUCAUGGCAUUAAACAUGCUACUGGGAACUUCAUUAUCAUUAUGGAUGCUGAUCUCUCUCAUCAUCCAAAAUUUAUUCCCCAAUUUAUUGAGAAACAGAAAGAGGGCGGAUAUGACCUGAUCUCUGGAACGCGGUACAGAGGAGAUGGAGGUGUGUAUGGAUGGGACCUGCGCCGAAAACUCAUUAGCCGAGGAGCAAAUUUCAUCACGCAGGUGCUGUUGAGGCCAGGAGCAUCAGAUCUGACGGGGAGUUUUAGGCUAUAUAAAAAGAAUGUGCUAGAAUCCCUGGUGGAGCGUUGUGUGUCUAAGGGCUAUGUUUUCCAGAUGGAGAUGAUUGUCCGUGCUAGACAACUAGGCUACACCAUUGGAGAGGUUCCAAUCUCAUUUGUGGACCGUGUUUAUGGGGAAUCCAAGCUGGGAGGAAAUGAAAUUGUCUCUUUCCUGAAAGGACUGCUCACUCUUUUUGCCACAACAUGAUUCAAACAUGACUCAAACAGCCAUGGCUGGCCAUGUUGUCCUGUUACAUGAUGUGGCAGACAUGUGGGUGAUCAGAGCCCUCAGCCAAGCUCUGGUCACCUGACACACUCGGACUGAUAGUACUUGUCUAAUUAAAAGACAGAUGUUUCAAACUUGUAGAUUUUGUGACACCAUUUGGAUGUAAAGUCUUGUGGGAUUUUGAGGUAGAGUUGGUUAUUAUUGUUCUUUUCUCUCAAUCAAGUGGGUUUUUCUUAAUAGUUCUUAAUUUUGGUUAAGGGGUAGUAGGGAAGUUGGAAAUUUGGGGUGCUUCCUAACUAUUGAAAGGCAGCCUUCUGAUCACAUCAUCUGCCACAGAUAAAGACCUGCAGGUACUUCAAAUGUAUGCUUGUGCAAAGACGAUUAUCUGUAUAUUGACUAAAAGGACAUGCUCAGCACAUUAGUUUGAUAAAUGUUAUUGGAAGCAUAUCUACAAGAGUCUUGGUAAAAUUGUAAUAAAAUCAUUAAAUGAAAAAGGA
Messenger RNA from Electrophorus electricus (electric eel), 1292 nucleotides. RefSeq names its product dolichyl-phosphate mannosyltransferase subunit 1, catalytic (gene dpm1). NCBI's taxonomy places the organism in Eukaryota, Metazoa, Chordata, Actinopteri, Gymnotiformes, Gymnotidae. The record is from RefSeq and is a predicted model, not a curated record. Gene Ontology annotation, biological process: dolichol-linked oligosaccharide biosynthetic process; GPI anchor biosynthetic process; protein O-linked glycosylation via mannose. Gene Ontology annotation, molecular function: dolichyl-phosphate beta-D-mannosyltransferase activity. Gene Ontology annotation, cellular component: endoplasmic reticulum membrane.